AUGCUGUCGCCAAUUGUUUACCAAUUGGGCCACCAGCCCAUCAAGGACCACGCAUUUUCGCCAUCUUUCGAUCUUUUGGCUGUUACCAAAGGAAACGUUGUCGAAUUGUAUCAGACUUCGCCCAAUUCCUCGGCAAAGCCUUCACUUGUGACUGAGUUGAAGGGCCAUGACAAAACCGUCACCUCCGUAGACAUCUCACCAGAUGGAUCCAAGAUUUUGACCUGUUCGCAGGACAGAAACGCUUUGGUAUGGGAAUGGAACGAUUCCUCCAGAGAGUUCAAGCCUACGUUGGUGCUUUUACGUAUCAACAGAGCUGCUACCGUGUGUAAGUGGUCGCCCAGCGGAGACAAGUUUGCUGUGGGUUCUGCAGACCGUGUGAUUGCAGUUUGUUACUACGAGGAGGAAAACGACUGGUGGGUGUCGAAACACUUGAAGAAGCCACUCAAAUCCACCAUCACCAGCUUGGCAUGGCACCCUAACAACGUUCUCUUGGCCUCCGGCUCAACGGAUGGCCAUGUGAGGGUUUUCUCUGCCUUCAUCAAGGGUUUGGAUGAGAAACCAGAGCCUUCGGUGUGGGGCUCCAAGUUGCCUUUCCAAACGCUUGUUGGUGACUAUACCAACGAGACCGGUGCAUGGAUCCAUGAUGUCACCUUUAACGAUGACGGAGCAGGCAACUCGUUGGCAUAUGUCAGUCAUGAUGGUACGGUUUCGAUUGUGUAUCCACAAGGGGAAGGGUUACCACCCACUGCGUUUAUCACAGUUAAAACCAACUACUUAGCGUUCAAAUCCAUUCUCUAUUUGCACGACAAGAUCAUUGUGGGCGGCCACAACUGUAACUUGAUCGUUUUCCAGGGUGAUGAGAACGGAUGGGCAGAGGCAUACCAUGUGGAGAAACAGAAGGAUUUAAUCCACAAUGUGGUCGAGUUGGCCGAGGAAGAUGUGGAGAUCUCAAGUCAAGAUGCACUUAACAUGUUCAAGCAGAUGGACUUGAAGGGUAGAGUUAACAAGCCUAGCCAGAAGGGUUCUGGUAAGGCGUUGAGUACCACCCACCAAAACACAAUCUCCAGUAUCAGAUGGUAUGAUGGAGGAAAGGUUUCGACUUCUGGGAUUGACGGCAAGGUUGUAAUUUUCUCAAUCUAG
Messenger RNA from Sungouiella intermedia, 1140 nucleotides. The record is from the annotation of a GenBank genome assembly. NCBI's taxonomy places the organism in Eukaryota, Fungi, Ascomycota, Pichiomycetes, Serinales, Metschnikowiaceae.